GGUUAGAAAUCACAUUGUCUUUUCAAUAGUCCAAUUAAACCAUGCCAGCAACUUUCGGUUAGUUCUCGGAUUACUAUAUAUGGUGAAAAUGGUAAUGGGAAAAGAUUACAACUUCUUAGGCAAACCCCAUCGGCCUCACCUCUAAGCCUCCACCAUGAAUCAUCCCAAUGAGAAAAAUGGUUGGAUGUCUGUUCCUCAAUUUGGAGGCUGGGAUCAUACGGCCCCAGGAGCUACUGACUAUUCUGUGGUAUUUUCUCGAGCUCGAGCCAAUCGUAAGCAGAAGAAGACAGACUUGACGGACUUCAAGCGCAACAGUAUCGGUACCGAAAGGGAGCUCAUCAACCCUGUUCAUCAUCAAGAUGAUCAAAUAAUGAGGAAAAAGAAGAUUCUGACCUACAUCAAUUGCUGCAUUAGGCCUUGAUUUACUCAAUGCACUCAAUUGUCAAUCAUCUUGCACCAUUGCACUAAAUUUUGAAUUCUGGCUUGUAAAUUUAUGGAUGGCAAAUGUUCGUCAAUUGAAGCAUAAGCAAUCAAAGCUUCUGUAAUCUUUCUUUCUUUCUUUUUUUCUUGGCCAGAAGAUUCUGUAUCCUUUCAAGUGUUCUAUGUAUGCUAUUUACUAUCUAAACUUCUGGGUUCUACAGCUUUUAGCACCGCAGACUUGGCAAAAUAAGGGAGUGAAAUCAGAUUGUAACAUAAUUAGAAAAAUACAGUCAUAUUAGAGUUCCAUUAAUUUACAUCCAUAGAAAACUUCAUAUACAUUUCAUACCAAGCGGUGAUGACAUUAGCCUGGUCUCAUUUAUUUCUCUUCUAUACAAA
Molecule: messenger RNA, 816 nt
Organism: Juglans regia (Persian walnut)
Lineage: Eukaryota; Viridiplantae; Streptophyta; Magnoliopsida; Fagales; Juglandaceae
Exons: 3
Coding region: 155-421 (88 amino acids)
Source: RefSeq, a predicted model, not a curated record